Messenger RNA from Oryctolagus cuniculus (rabbit), 14161 nucleotides. The record is from RefSeq and is a predicted model, not a curated record. Lineage: Eukaryota; Metazoa; Chordata; Mammalia; Lagomorpha; Leporidae.
CCACUUUAUUUGGACUGUACCUGUAUUACUUUGAACUGAGCAGUCAUGGACAUAACUGGUCUGACUGCCCAGCUCUGUUGAGGGCACUUUCCCCACAUAGUACUUGCUCUUGCUCUGUAGCUUCUGCCAUUCUAGUUGGCACCUGUGCCAUCCACAGAGCAUCGCUGCACACAGUCACCAGAAAUCCAUGCACCCACUCCAGUGCUGGCAGUUAGCCGAUUACGCUGGUUUGAGCAAGGCAGCAUUAUUGGUGUAAUUUACAUGUUUGAAGACUACCUUUUUUUUUUUUUUUUUUUUUUUUUUUCAGGCAGAGUGGACAGUGAGAGAGAGAGACAGAGAGAAAGGUCUUCCUUAUGCCGUUGGUUCACCCUCCAAUGGCCGCCGUGGCCAGUGCGCUGCGGCCGGCGCACCGCGCUGAUCCGAUGGCAGGAGCCAGGAGCCAGGUGCUUCUCCUGGUCUCCCAUGGGGUGCAGGGCCCAAGCACUUGGGCUAUCCUCCACUGCACUCCCGGGCCACAGCAGAGAGCUGGCCUGGAAGAGGGGCAACCGGGACAGAAUCCGGCGCCCCGACCAGGACUAGAACCUGGUGUGCUGGCGCCGCUAGGCGGAGGAUUAGCCUAGUGAGCCGCGGCGCCGGCCCGAAGACUACCUUUUAAUGCAAUUGCCUGUCUUUAUUCUGGGACAAUGUGUUAACAUCAGGGCUCACUGAAUUGCUUUCUCUUGUGGGGAUGUUUUAUCUCCUAAGUUGUAUAACAGUUGUCCUACAUUUUAGUUUACUGGAUAAAGUUAAAACACAGUAUUGUGGGAAGCUAACACAGUUCUCCUGCGCCUUCAGAUAGAAAAUGGAAAAUCUACAAGUAAAUCUUUUGAAACACCUGUGUAGUCUAUCUCAUAGUUAAAACAGCUGUUUCAGUAACCGCAGGAAUUUACUGCCAUAUCCGUCCUACCCUCUGUUGGAACAGUGGGUCUGGCCCACCUACAGCUUCUGUCCAUGAAGCAGAGUUAACACUGGGAUGCCCAAGUUCACCUUCAAAAAGUUCCUUGGCAAGCGUGGGGUGGGUGUGUGAUCCCAGCAUCCCCUCCAGUGACUCUUGGGUUAAAUACUGGGCUCUCAGGGUCUCGUCUUGCAUUCAUUAAAUGCUGCUUGGACUCUGCUUCAGCACCACCCUUUUUACCACUGUUUUCUCUGCUGUUUUAAAGCUAGAACGUGUCGGGUUCUGACUGAGAAUUGCAGGGGAAGUGUAGCUUCCUUUGCAGGGAGGUCAGUGAGCUUUAUUAACUCCCGUAUUCACACUCAAAACUGGAUCUGAGCCCACAUGUGGAGAAAAUCCCUAGGAAGGUCCCCUCUCGGAACUAAUUAUGGUUUGUUUUCAGCCUUACAAUUUUUUUUCUUUUUAAAGAUUUAUUUUAUUUAUUUGAAAGACAGAAUUAGAGAGAAAUCGAUCUUCCAUCCACUGGUUCACUCUCCAAAUGGUUGCAACAGCCAGAGCUGUGCUAAUCAGAAGCCAGGAGCUUCUUCUGAGACUCCCACACAGGUGCAGGGGCCCAAGGAUUUGGGCCAUCUUCUGCUUUCUCAGGCCAUAGCAGAGAGCUAGAUGGGAAGUGGAGCAGCCAGGACUUGACCCGACCCAGUGCCCAUAUGUGAUGCUGGUGCUGCAGGCCAGGGCUUUUAACCUGCUGUGACAGCACCGGUGCCCAUAUGGGAUGCUGGUGCUUCAGGCCAGGGUGUUAACCUGCUGUGCCACAGCGCUGGCCCCUGGAGACAUGUCUUUUCAACUUGGAUCCACCUCCUUGUUAAUGUACCUGGGAAAGCAGUGGAGGAUGGCCCAAGUGCUUGGGCCCUGCACUUAUCUGGGACAUCCAGAGGAGCCUCCUGACUCUGGCUUUGGCCUGGCCCAACCCUGGGUGCUGUGGCCAUUUGGGGAGUAACCCAGUGGAUGGAAGAUUUCUUCCUCUCUCUGUAACUUUCAAGUAAAUAAAUCAAUCUUAAAAAAAAAAAGAAAGAUGAAAGUCCACAGGCUAGGGACAAGUUCUUCCUAUCUUCACUGCAGCUUUAUGAAACAGGAAAGUCUCCACUCAGAGAAAACAUUAGCUGUGCCAAAACGAUGCGUGAGCUCUGCUUUCUACAAACCUUGUUGGGAGUGUGACCGUCCCACAGCUCAACAUUAGCUUUUCAGUGGUGACCCUGGAAGGACUUGAGCUCCAGGCUUCCUCGUUGGUGUAUGGACGUUCACACUUGGUGAGAAGCUUGCACGUGGAACUCUGCCAUUUGAUGAGUGUUGAAGUUUAACCGCAUGAUGCUCCUAUGAUCACAGCUCCUGGAUUAAUACAUUUCUCAAGAAGCUAACACACAGUGUGUUCUGGACGAUGAGGGCAAGUAGGUGCGUGGGGAUGGUCCUGGUACCAGAUGGCCCUCUGGAGCCUCGGGGGUGAUCAGCUGACCUCUAGUCGUACCUGGAAGUCACAUCCAUCACAUGGACCUGGGUUGGGAACUUAGGUAAAGGGGACCAGAGCCUGUUACUAUGACGACCCCUUCAGGCUCCAUCAGGCUAAACCAUUUAGUCACCUUUGUUGGAAUGAGGAAGGGAUUAUCCACUGUGUCUUGAAGGCUGCCAAGAGCAAAGGGUUGGUUGUGCUGCUUCCUGUUAGAAACCCAAAGGAUGCAGUUGACCUCUUCCCUUCGUCCUUUACAAACAAGACCUUUUGCCAAGAAUACCGCAGCCCACCAGCUGAACUGGACUAGCAGCACUCCCACUAAGAAAACAUCAGAGAAGCUGCAGCCCUUUGGCUGCCCCUGUACAAACUCAGUGUAUAAAACCGAGUUGGAAAGUUUCUGUGUUGGUGCUGGUACAAAGAAAACAAGGAACAGGAAGCUGCUCACCUACUGCCGCCUCCUGAGUCAGACAACUUUCCACUUCCAAUAGGAAAAAGAUGGCUUUUGGUUGUCCUGAUAACCAUACCGGGCAGAGACCAGGGAGGAAUCGGAGACUCCACCCAGUAUCACCAGGCUCAGCCACAGGCUCGGAAAUAACCCCCUCCAGGAGAAGCUAAAUUAUUCAUCUUGCUGUGUUGCAGCAGGCAUGACGGCUGUGGUUUCAGGUGACGGUGUCCUGCAAUGUCAGCUGGACAGUCCUGGGCGGGAGGCGGGGGUACAAGGGGUCUUCUGCAAGCCAGCAAGACCAGGAAGGCGGCCGGGGCCUGAUGCCAGGGAGGGCGCUGAGCCUGAUGCCAGGAGGGCCUGGCUUUUGGAAGCGCUUACACAUUUGCUCUUUGACUUGAGCCAGGUCUUCUGCACAGAGCAGCUUGAAAACGGGCCACAGUCACUGCAAACCCAGUGAGGGCUCAGACUCCAAGAGCCAAAGGUGGGGAUCUGCUCUCCUGACGGCCUUUGGCUGUGCAUGCAGAGGCCUGAGCAAAAGGCCUAUGGGACAACAGAGGACCUCCAGGGUCCAAGCUCCAACUACUCUUGGACGCUGUAAAUCGCAUUCUGUUUCUUACUCUAAAAGUAGAAAACGGUGCUGGCAUAGUGGCACACACAUUCCAAAUGAGCCUCUCAGUCCUUGCUGCUCCACUUCCUAUUCAGCUCCCUGCUAAUGCACCUGGGAAACCAGUGGAAAAUGGCCCAAGUGCUUGGGCCCCUGCAUCCACGUGGGAGACCUGGAUGGAGUGCCUGGCUUCCACUCGGCCCAAUCCCAGUCUCUGUGGCCAUUUGGGGAGUGAAGCAGUAGAUGGAAGCUCUCUCUUUGUAACUCUCCCUUUCAGAUAAAUAAUCUUUAAAAAUAAAAAAAAAAAGUCAUUUGGUAAAUAAAGAAAUAAGAGUCACAGUCUACCGCCUGAGAUUUUUUUUGUUGUUUUAAAAUAAUUGAAAGAUCGUCCAUCUGCUGGUUCAUUCCCCAGAACACAACACCCAGGAGCCAGGAAUUCCAUCAGGGUCUCCCAUGUGGAUGGCAGUGGCCCAGUCACUUGGGCCAUCUUCAGCUGUUUUCCCAGGCACGUUAGCAGGGAGCUGGAUCAGAAGAGGAGCAAUUGGGAUGGGAACCAAGAUACCAGCAUAGGAAGUGAUGGUUUAACCUGUGCCACAACACCAGCCCCCACUACCUGAGUUGUUGAAAACAGCUGAUUUAAGGGGAAUAGGUAGUAAGCUGGGGCCCAAAAUUCUCAGCCAGAAUGAUGCAGAAUGCAGUCAGUCCAGGAAAAAGUUUUGGGACCAGCUGCCUGCCAUGUAACCUGUCCCCUGAGUAAAGGCCAUGCUUAAAGUGAAAGGAACAUGCUAGGGCCAAUGUGGCACAGAGGUUAAGCCCUCACCUGCAACACUGGCAAUCCUUAUGGCCACCAGUUUGGGUUCAGGCUGCUCCACUUCCGAUCCAGCUCCCUGCUAAUGAGCCUAGGAAAGCAGCUCGAAGAGAACCGAGUACUUGGGUCCCUGCCACCCCCAUGGGAGAGCCAGCUGCAGUGCCAGGCUCCUGGUUUUGGCCUAGCACAGCUCCAGCUGUCGCCUUUUGGGGAGUGAACCAGAGGAUGGAAGACCUCUUUAACUCUGCAAUACUUGGCUACAUGCUGUGCAAGCCACUGACCCCUAGAUCUGGCGGUCUGGGGGUUCCACGGCAGCUAGUGUUGGGGUAACGGAAACGACAGUGGUCUCCUGGCUGGUGCUUCAUUGUUCAGCGCCUGCUGCUCCUCAGCCACCCACAUCAGUUGCUAAUGAGUAAGAAGUCACAUGGGUGAAGCCCCCCUCGGGCAGCUUUAGGAAUGGCACAUGAGUGCAGGAAUGGUGGGCUCCCAUUUUUAAUUUCAUGAAAUCUAGCUUAGCUAAAGAAUUUAUAUUUUCCCAGUGUGGUCUUAAAGGAAAAACUGGGCAGCACUGAGCCAGUGCCAUCUACUUCCAUGGGCGUCUGGUGUUCCCGAGGCCCGUACAGACUGAAGUGGGAGUGAUGGCCACUGUGCAGGUGCAGACACCAAGGUGAUGUGACUCAACAGCAGACUCCACCAGUUCCAACCUACAGGUGUCCUAAUGGGGACAACUCAACAGUGCUACUCUGAGAAAAUCUCUAAGACAAGGGAAAUGCAGCCUACGAGGAUGACGUUUGGGGGCAACGUCCAGAGCCAAGCAGGGCUUCAGUCGCGAGGCCCACAGCUCAGGUUUGACCUAUGCCAGGUGAUCGUUCAUUAAGCUGGAGGAGGACCAAGACCUGCCACAGGCCCAGAACAGCAGCAGCCUCCCAGGCAAGCAAGGCUGGAGGGCCACCUUCCUGUAUGUUUGUGGUUCACCAGACUCCUGGGCUGGGACCCGCCUGAGUUACAUUCUAAAGGGUCAUCCCAGACAGAAAGCACUGUCAAGGCAAAAAGCCCCAGCCACAUGGCCAAGUGCAGUUUAGGUAAAAAUCAGCUCAAAUCUAGUGGGAGCGAAACAGUCUCAAUUUUUAUUUUCUGUCCCUGAUUUCUAAGGGAGUGAGUGUUGAGAGUGUACUCCGUCUCCUCAGUCAGCCUUUAGUGUGUCCAUCAGGGACAGAAGCCCAUGCAAAGGGCCCAGCCCUGGCCCCUGGUGCUGUGAGAAAACCUUCCAAACCCAGGGGAGAAGGGCAGCCAGUGAAGCCCCAUCUAGCUCGGGACUCCCGACUUUAGAAGGGGUACAGCGAGUUUUGGGGAAGAAACAGUCUUGCCUGGCUUGCUUCUCUCAUAACAUUCAAACAUGAUGAGGGCAGAGGUUGUUCUUUUACCAUGAACUCAACACUGAAUGAAGGGGCUGGUGCUGUAGCCUAGCAGGUAAGGCCACUGCCUACAGUGCCAGCAUCUCAUGGGCACCGGUUCAAGCCCUGGCUGCUCCACCUCCGACUGAGCUCUCUGCUAUGGCUGGAGAAGCAAUGGAAGAUGGCCCAAGUCCUUGGGCCCCUGCACCCAUGUGGGAGACCUGGAAGAGGCUCCUGGCUCCCGAUCAGUGCAGAUCUGGCUGUUAUCACCAUCAGGGGAAUGAGCCAGUGGAAGGAAGACCUCUCUGUCUCUUGCUGCCUCUGCCUCUCUGUAACUCUGCCUUUCAAAUAAAUAAAUCUUAAAAAAAAAAAAAAAAAAGGCUGAAUGAAGCAAUUUCCAGGAGACUAAAAGCUUCGUUAGGUUCUAAAACCAUUGCAUCGCAAGAGCUGUUCACUCUGUAUUUCCCCAGUCAGAAGGGUCCCUGAACUGUGUGCUCAAGAAUGAGAGGCUGGCGCCGCGGCUCACUAGGCUAAUCCUCCACCUGCAGCGCCGGCACCCUGGGUUCUAGUCCCGGUUGGGAUGCUGGAUUCUGUCCCGGUUGCUCCUCUUCCAGUCCAGCUCUCUGCUGUGGCCCGGGAGGGCAGUAGAAGAUGGCCCAAGUCCUUGGGCCCUGCACCCACAUGGGAGACCAGGAGGAAGCACCUGGCUCCUGGCUUUGGAUAGGCGCAGCACACUGGCCGUAGCAGCCAUUUGGGGGGUGAACCAACAGAAGGAAGACCUUUUUCUCUGUCUCUCUCACUGUCUAACUCUGCCUGUCAAAAAAAAAAAAAAAAAAAAGAAUGAGAGCCUGACUAGAAGUGCCAAGGCACAGGGACGCCUAAGGUUGAGUCUGGCAGACCUGGAGAGGGAAGGUAGCACCUAGCACCCUGAUGUGCAGGGUAAGGCACUGUCUUCUCAGAUGGGCCAGCAGUGCUUCACUAGGUACUGCAGGGCCUCUGGGGUUGGGCAGUGGUCAUUAGGAUUCCUCCCUGGGCCCUCAGUGGUUCAAGUGGGACCUGGGGAAAUUCAGGGUAACCCUUACCUCUGAGAGGGGGAAGAACCAAUCAAGCAGGCCACAGACUAGUUUCAGAAAGCAAUUUUCUGGGUGUAGCGUGCUAACAGAAGAAUGUAUCAUUAUUUAUUUGUAACCAAAGCAAGAGAGAGAAGGGGAGAGAGUGGUUCUACCUGCUGAUUCACUCCCCAAGUGGCCACAACAGCCAGGUCGAAGCCAAGAGCCAAGAAGUCCACCCUGGUCUCCCUUGUGGGUGGCAGCAGCCAUCUUGGGCCGCCUUCCACUGCCUUCUCAGGCACAUAUGCCACUAUGCCACAACACUCUACCCAUUUUUUUCAAGAUUUAUUGAUUUAUUUUCUGAAGGAGUGACAGAUAUGGAGAGACAGACAGAUCUGCAAUCUACUGGUUCGCUCCCCAUAGGGCUGCAACAGCCAGGGCUGGGCCAAGCUGAAGCCAGGAAUUCCAUUCGGGUCUCCUAUGGAGGUGGCACAGACUCUAGGACUCAACCCAGCACCAUCUAUUUCCCAAGCAUGUGAGCAGGGAGGUGCAUCAGAAGCAGAGUAACAAGGACUUGAACUGCCACUCUUCUGGGAUGCAGACACUCCAAGUGGCUCAAUCUGUGGUACCGAAACGCCUGCCCCCUUAGUCACUGGUUCCAGUUACUCUUGACCAUGGUCCUCCCUGUGCCCUCACUGAUCAGGAUCCUGCGGCUUGCAUGCAGUGCGGGUCCCUGAUGGAGGGCAUCUCACCUACCGGACAAGGAGUGCUACAGUGCAGACUCUUAGCUUGCUUUGCUACUUUCUAUUCCAGAAAUAUACAGAAGGUGAAAUUCUAAAAUACUAGUUAAUGUCAUAGGUAAGAGAGCAACAGAGGUUGCAAAAGACAAGACGUAAAACAAGCACUUUAAGCUUAGGAAACAACGGGAGAAAAAAAAAAUCAGAAAAGUUAAUCAGACAACUGUGACUAAGGACAUUUCAAACAGGAGCUUGGCGAAGUCAUACUAUCAUUUUUUUUGUGCUUUUCUAAAUAAAGUUUUAUAUAUUUAUUUGCAAGGCAGAGUUAUUACAGAGAGGCAGAGGCAGAGAGAGAGAGAGAGGUCUUCCAUUCGCUGGUUCAUUCCCCAGAUGGCCAAAAUGGCUGGAGAUGCACUGAUCUGAAGCCAGGAGCUUCUUCUGGGUCUCCCAUGUGGGUGCAGGGGCCCAAGGACUUGGGCCAUCCUCUACUGCUUUCCCAGGCCAUAGCAGGGAGCUGGAUGGGAAGUGGAACAGCUGAGACUCAAACCGACACCCAUAUGGGAUGCAGCAUGGUAGGCCGCAUCUGUACCCACAGCUGUACCCACUACACCACAGCGCCGGCCCCUAGUGUGCUUUCAAUCCCGCUGAGUGCCCAGCCUGGCCGCGUCUCCCACAUGACGUUGUCUCUCCCUGACCCAUCUCAGCCACAUUCGAUGCCAAGAGCUGCGGGACCUGGGCGGGUGCCGCCCCUGACAGAGAGCGAUCCCGGGUGUUCCUGCUGCCCCAACUGCUCUUUAAGGAAACAUCAGGUGGCUUGGCUAAGCUCACCCGGAAGUCCCACGCUGCUGCCCUUCUAUGCGAAGGACGUGUUUCAGUCCUUCAGGCUGAAACAAGCACGAUUUCUCCCUCGAGAGGCAGCGGUCGGCGUCUCAGGAGACAGUGGAUUCAGCACCGAGAGGCAGACUCCCCGUGAGAAGAGAACUGAUUGCAGGCCUCGUGGCCGGAGACAUGGUGUUGGGCCAGAAAGGGGCGGGGAAGGGAAGGCUGGCACCUUGGGGGCCACCGGGAGGUCAAGUUCCCUUUCCUGAGCCCUGCCUGGGACCCUGAGCCCUGGAGGCCCCUGUCUCGAUCUGAGGGUCCGAGGGUCGCAGGGCCUGGUCCCUUCCUCAUAGACUAGUCCCAAAGCUCACUGCCCCUCCAUCCAGUGUCUGGGCUGGUCCUCUGCUCAGCAGCCGCCUACAGGGCACAGGCACACGAGGGUCGAGGUCUGAGGCCUCUGGCACAGCAGGGAGGUCCCAGUCCACAGAGCUGUCAGUGUCCUAUCCAACAUCUCCUGCGUCGUUAAGGGAGAACACGACCCCAUUCCCCUGAGGGCCAUGCACCUGACCUCAUGGGGUAUGGGAUCCACCGUCUCUGCAGUCUAACAGCUGCAGGUGGAGCCGGGCAGGACGUCCACGCUGCUGUGUGCCCGGCCUGCCCAAGGUGAGGCCCAAAUGCAACAGAGGACACAGGCAGGACGAGGACCUGGUUUUAGUUCAGGAUGCCCCUGGCAGCACCCAGGUCUUCCAAGUUCCCAGGGAACGGAAAGAAAGGCUUGAGACCUACUGGAGAGGACAGGACCCUCUGCCCCACCUGGGGACACUGGAGGAUGGGACCUCCCCCACCCCGGUCUUCCUCACUUCCACAUUUCUGGGGCAGGUAGACUGUGUUUAGUGAAGGAGCUUUCUUCCAGAUCUGAGGUUACAUGGAUGCUCCAUGCACAGAACUGGGCUGCGUGGGCUCCAGCAGGUGCUCACGUCACACAUGCAGUGCCUCUGGAAAGUUCCAUGGGGAAGUGACUCAGAGAGUUAUCAAGGUCACCCCAAUGAGUGUUACCUGGGUCCCACCAUCAGACGUCCCGUGGGAACCCCAGGUCCUGCCGGCGAGUGUGCAUCUUCCCCAGGGUCCACUGCACAAUGACAAUGGCCCAGGGACCAGGCCCUGUCAGGGGUCACAGAGGUGGCCUGGGCGAGGCCCCCAGGAGGCUCAGGUUGCUGACUGCACUGCUGAGCUCCUGACUGGGCCCUAUGCAAUGUCUGCGGCCUCUCCAUGCUGGCAUUUCAGCUUUGAGAGCUAUGGAAGGAGCAGUCCCUCUGGGAGGCUUGGCCUGGCUCCCAGCCUUAGGCUUGUCUCCAGCCUGGAAUCAGGAGGGCAAUGGGUAACAACAACAGCAUAGCAGAGGGCUGGUGGGCUGGUGGGCUGGCGGGCAGGGGGCUUGUGAAUUAGGACAGGGCCCAGGGUCCUGGUGACCUGGAUUCCCACGGGAGGCAUGAGGCUGUGGUUGGGGAAGGGUCUCGUGGCAUCCACCAUCCCAGGCUUUCCUGUGCAGGGACCAAAGUGGUCAUGGGCAGGGAUGUCUCAGGGCCUCCCGGUCAGCUGAGAUUGUCCUUGACCCUGAUAGCAGGGCUGGGCCAGGCUGGCAGGCCUGUUGCCCUGUGUGGCCCCAGUGUGGUUUAGCUUGAUGCCCAUCAGUGAGGACACCCAGCACUGCUGGCCUUCAAAUCCCUGCCAGGCUCCAUCUGUUUCGGGGUGGGACUCGGCUCCUGCUGUGACAGCUGGGACCUUCCCCGCCUGCACUUGGAGCCGUCGUGUUUGGUGUUUGCCGCAGACACUGGGCCACCUCUGGGGCUCUGCCAGUGCUCUUUCCUCCCUGGGCUGCCCACAGGCCAGCUUCACCAAGGCAGAAGCCGCGAGCUCCAUCUGGGUCUGGCAGGUGGGUGUCAGGGACCCAGGCCCUGGACCCAGUCAGGCAAGGCAAAGACGAGGACAUCCAUUACAAUGCCAGCUCCCAUGUGGGAAUCUCACAGAGUGGGAUUUCUUAAAGUCUCUGGCGGGGCAGCGUUGUGACACAGCUGUCAGUGCCACCGCCUGGGACACCGCAUCCCACACAGGUGCAGCUUUAGGCCUGGCUGCUCCACUUCUGAUCCUGCUCCCUGCUCACGUGCUGGGAACGCAGCAGAAGAUGGCCCAAGUGUUAGUGCCGCUGAGGAGUCCUCGGCCACGCUCGCAGCCCUGGGACACAGGACUGCAGGGCAGAGGGACAGGGACACAGCACAGCCAGACCUGCUGUCCUCAGGGAUCCUUACCACAGCCCAGUGGGGGCCAGGCACCCUGAUCAGAGCACGUGUGUGUGUGUGCGUGUCUGCGUACACCGUGCAUCAUGUCUGUGCCUGUGUGCGUGUGCAUGUGUGUGUGCGUGUGCAUCACGUGUGUCUGUGUCUGUGUGCCUGUGCGUAUCACUCAUCAUGUCUGUGCCUGUGUGCAUGUGUGCAUGUGCAUUAUGUGUAUCUGUGUAUGUGUGUCUGUGUGUGUGUGUGUGUGGGUAUCGCUCAUCAUGUUCGUGCCUGUGCGUGCGUGCAUCAUGUGUGUCCAUGUGUGUGAAUGUGUAUCAUUCAUUAUGUCUGUGCAUGCGUGUGUGCAUCAUGUGUAUGUGCGUGUGCAUCAUGUGUGCGUAUCACUCAUCAUGUCUGUGCCUGUGUGCAUGUGUGCGUGUGCAUCAUGUGUAUCUGUGUGUGUGUGUCUGUGGGUAUCGCUCAUCAUGUUCGUGCCUGUGCGUGCAUACAUGUGUAUGUGUGUGCAUGUGCAUCAUGUGUGUUUGUGGGUAUUGCAUUUUUUUUUAAGAUGUAUUCUAUUUGUGUGAGAGUGAAGAGGGGAAAGAGAGUGCAAGUGAGUGAGAGUGAGAGAGAGAGAGAGAGGGAGAGAAGGAGGAAGCUCCUCCAAGCUCUGAUACACCCCAUAAAUGACCUCCAGGACUAGGCCAGGCUGAAGCCAGGAGCCAGGAAUUUUGGUUGUUGUUGUGACAGGAGCCCAAAACCCCAAGUGCCAGGCAGAGCCUUGAUUCCUCCCUACCAGGCGGAGGACAGUCUCGGAGGAUGUAGCAUGGACCCCACUACCUUCUGGGCUUCCAGGGUUUCUGCCGAGAAAUCUGACCAUGACUUAGGGGGAAAGGGUGACAAAGCCACCUUCCUCUCAGCUCUGGAGAUGCGGACAGUGUACCUGGCGGUGUCUUGGGCAACAGAACACGUGUUGAGUUUACCGAGGCCAGAGAAUUUGUUCCAUCAUCACUCAGAGACCCAUCACUCAGAGGGUAAAGGCAAAGGAGGGGAUAUACCAAGUGGAGACACUAGGAGGUCUUCGAAAGAUACAACUUAUCAUCAUAUUUAAACUAGAGAUUGGCUGGCGCCGCAGCUCACUAGGCUAAUCCUCCGCCUUGUGGCGCCGGCACACGGGGUUCUAGUCCCGGUCGGGGCGCCGGAUUCUGUCCCGGUUGCCCCUCUUCCAGGCCAGCUCUCUGCUGUGGCCAGGGAGUGCAGUGGAGGAUGGCCCAGGUGCUUGGGCCCUGCACUGCAUGGGAGACCAGGAGAAGCACCUGGCUCCUGGCUUUGGAUCAGCGCGCUGCGCCGGCCGCAGCGGCCAUUGGAGGGUGAACCAAUGGCAAAGGAAGACCUUUCUCUCUCUCUCUCUCACUGUCCACUCUGCCUGUCAAAAAAAAACAAAAAACAAAAAAAAAACAAAAAAAAACACCACUAGAAAUUGAAGGCCACCGAGCAAUCUACAGGCUGGAGUUUCUCAAAAGUUAAGUAUCAAUCCCUAUCACCAACCUAGGCCAAAAUCUCUUUGGGUACCGUUUUUAUUCAAUUGGAAGAUUCUGGAGAAAGCCACUCUGGAUGAACUACAGCUCCCAUUGGUCAAUUUCUUGCUCUGACUUCAUAAUGCCUCACUGUUAUUAAAGUUGUAUUAUUACAGAGUCCCUGGCUGGCCUGGGAUUGGUCCAUUUCUCACUCUAACUUCAUAAGGCGCCACUAUGUGAGGUGAGCGCCCAAAAAGUAUAUAUAGCGGCUGCCGGGGCCUGGGUUUUCGGCUGCCUUACCCAGAGAGCACUCUUAUGUGAUCUGUGUAACUAGGACCCAUCUAACCAGCCUUUGCGCUCGUUGGUGUUGCUUGUGCUUUUUCUUGGUUGUUGGUUUCUGGGUGUGUUUGGUUUUUGCUUUUUCCCGUUUUGUUUAGUUUGUUGUUUUCCUCCUCGUUGUUGUUUUGCCCAUUUGGCCUUUGUUUGCAGUUUUCUUUAUUUUUGCUUCCCCUACUCUAGUCAGCUAGCACGCUCAGAAGUAUCAGCAUUCGAGGAUUUAGUGGCUUUUCCUCUUUGUUGUUUUCUGCUUUAUUGAGAUAGUCUUGCGGCUUCGCCUCUAGCGUAGUGAGAGUAGCUGGUGCUGUGUCUUAGUCAGCUGGGCAGUCAGGCCCCCGUGGUCCCUUUGUGUUGUAGGCAGUGCAGUGAGGGUCGGUGAUUAGCUAGCGUGUGUCGAGCGAGUUAGGGAGUCGAGAGAGCGUAGUUAGGUGACCGGAGGCAUGGAAGGCCCCUUGGACGUCCAUCCUCCUCUGGACGGGUACCGCUUCAUGUAUGCGAUCGGCCGGGGCGGCUUCGGCCUGGUGAAGCUGGCAUGGCACCUGGCGUCAGGCAAGUACGUGGCAGUGAAGAUCCUCCUGCAAGACGCCUCUCCCAGCAGCUCGCUGUCCGCGCAGGGGGAAGUGGUCAUCCUGAGGAGCCUGCGGCACGACAACAUCGUGCGGCUGCUGGAGGAGCGGCACACGGAGACGCACCUGUUCCUGGUCAUGGAGCUGGCGGCCAGGGGCUCGCUCUAUCACUACGUGCAGGAGCAGGGCGGCCUGGCCGAGGACGAGGCCAGGGCCCUGUUCAGCCAGGCGCUGGCUGCUGUGAGCUACUGCCAUGGUCAGCGCGUGGCACACCGGGACCUCAAGCUGGACAACCUGCUGCUGGACGAGCACAUGAACAUCAAGCUGGCGGACUUCAGGCUGAGCCUGCGGCUGGAGCAGGGCACGCUGGUAAGGGACGCCUGCGGGACCCCCGAGUACUGCGCACCAGAGGUUUUCCUCGGGGAGGCCUACGACGCAUUAAAGGCCGACGUGUGGAGUCUGGGGGUGGUGCUGUUUGCCAUGCUGGAGGCCACGCUGCCCUUCGGCGGCAAAGACUCGGAAGAGCUGCAGGACCGGGUGCUGUGCGGCACCUACGUGGUGCCACGUGGCAUCAGCCCAGCCCUGCAGGAGCUGCUGGCGUGGCUGCUCACCAUCGAUGCCUCGGGGAGGCCCAGUGCGGAGGACGCCAGGACCCACUCGUGGUUCAGCCCUGGCCGAGAAGCAGCCCAGGAGCACGAGGAGGGUGCGGUCACCCUGCUGCAGCCCCUGGGCAUUCCCCGGGACCUGGAGGCCAGGGAGUACCUGGUGGGCCUCGGCCUGCUGCCAGGCACGGGGACCGAGGGGACGCCAGGCCCUCAGUCCCAGGACUCCACGUCCCUGCCCAAGUCCUCGCAGAACAGCAAGUGCCCCCCCCAUAGAGGACGACGGCUUGGCUCUGGUGUCAGUGUCCUGUGACAGCAUGGCCGUCAACGUUUCCUCCGCACAAAGCGACUCCUCCGAGGCCCCCAGCCAGCCACAGCAGGAGAGGAGCCCUGCUCCCAGCGCCACCCCCGACUCUUCGAGCCCUCCAGCCAGCCACAGCAGGAGAGGAGCCCUGCUCCCAGUGCUGCCCCUGACUCCCCCAAAGUCUCCAGACAGCCACAGCAGGAGAGGAGCCCUGCUCCCAGCGCCGCCCCCGACUCCCCCAAAGUCUCCAGCCAGCCACAGCAGGAGAGGAG